AUGUCCACCAUCUUGCCCAGAGACAUCAGGAACACCACGGUUCUGUUGGCCUGGAACGGUGGCAGAUCCGGCAUCUUGCCCUUCUUGCCCGUGCCCGUGCACACCAGCACCUGGUCCGCCACGUCUCUGUGCGUGGUGGGCACCGUGGCCACCACCGGAGCCACCAGCGCAGACGUGAGUCCUGGCAUCACCACCGGUUUAUAG
Messenger RNA from Ogataea philodendri, 204 nucleotides. RefSeq lists its product as uncharacterized. The transcript has a single exon. The coding region runs from base 1 to 204 and encodes 67 amino acids. The record is from RefSeq and is a predicted model, not a curated record. Lineage: Eukaryota; Fungi; Ascomycota; Pichiomycetes; Pichiales; Pichiaceae.